Molecule: messenger RNA, 2291 nt
Organism: Aphis gossypii (cotton aphid)
Lineage: Eukaryota; Metazoa; Arthropoda; Insecta; Hemiptera; Aphididae
Product: UDP-glucosyltransferase 2-like
Exons: 4
Coding region: 670-2235 (521 amino acids)
Molecular function (GO): UDP-glycosyltransferase activity
Source: RefSeq, a predicted model, not a curated record
CGACUAACGUCAGCCACACGUCGGUGAUGCAAUUCGCAUUUUGCAGCAUUACGCUUACACACAUUCACCAGUUCGUCAAAGUAAUGACGCGUCAGGCUCUCAAGUCUAUAUACAGGUAUAUAUCAUUACAGUAUAAUUGGUAAUUACCUAUGCCAACCGGUCAUCAACGCUCGCCGAACUUCAACCGAUUAACCGAUUAGUGGCCGCUGUACCACCUGUAAUACGCGUUCUCGUCGGGCAGUCGCAGUCGUCGUCCACGUCGUGGGUGCGGUCUGAUACGAAAAUCGCGCGCGUCCGUCUCAGUGUAUAAUCGUAUCGCGAAACAGUGGCGAUAACAAAACACACACUUGAGUACCGUCUUAAGAAUAGAAUAUUAUAUAAUUCGACGAGAUUUCGGGACGCAGUCGUCGCUAGCGGUGAACUCGAAAUUAUUCAGCGACCAGUGUAAUAUAUUCCACCCGCGGUGUCCAAAACCCGAAAAAGGCGCGUUUACUGUCAUAUAUAUUUUUUAAUAACCUUUCGCGUACGACUGCAAAUCCUAUAAAAUACUUACCGUUUUCGACCAUCAUCUGUACUCGACCGACCGGCCACCCCUCGUCGAAAAACUCGAACCCACUCAACCCCACCAGCGGUAUAGACCACAUCGCCGUGCGCCACUUCAGCGACGGGAUGAGGUGGUCACCCGCUCUGUCGUGGUGGUCGGCGGUCGCGGCGGUGGUCGCGACCGCGUGCGCCGCGAACGCCGCGAACAUAUUGGCCGUGGAGACGAUGGGCGGCAUAAGCCACUGGAACUUCAUGAGCGGCGUGCUGCGGGCGCUCGUCGACAACGGGCACGCGGUCACCGCGUUCACGCCGUUCCCGUCGCCGGACGGUCACCGGCCGCGGGACAACUACACGGAGGUGGACAUGUCCCGGGAAAUGCUGACCGCCGUCAACCACCGGCUGGCGGACGUCCGGCAAAAGUGGAAGAAUCCGUUCGGCCGCGUAUACGGUUGGGUGCGGCUCAGCCGGAACGCGUGCGACAAGAUCUACGGCCACCCGGCCGCGGAGGACGCGCUGCGCCGGCACCGGGACGGCCGACACCGGUUCGACGCGGUCGUCGUCGAACCGUUCCUGUCCGAUUGCGCGUCGUACCUGGCCGGCCGGUUGAGCGUGCCGCUCGUCUACGUCACGCCGCUUCCGGCCGUCGGGCUGAUGGCGCGCUGGCAUACCGGCCACGCGGCCAAUCCCGCGGUCGAGUCGAGCCUGGUGUCCGGCCACGGGAUACCCGGGACGUUCGCGCAAAGGCUGAGUAACGCGGCCCUCACCGCGUACUGCACCGUGGCAAUGGUUUUGGCGAACGCGGCGCUCAGGUACGUCGAACCGAGAGAGUACGACACGGUGCCGCCGGUCACGCCGUCGCUGGUGUUCGUCAACAGCCAUUACGUCAGCGAACCUGCCAAGCCCGUCGCGCCGUCCGUCGUCAACGUCGGCGGCAUACACCUGAAACCGCCCAACGGAUUGCCAGAGGAUAUACUUGAGUUUAUAGAACAAUCUGCACAUGGAGUUAUUUAUUUCACUUUUGGUUCAACUGUUCAAAUGUCUUCCCUUCCUGAAAACAUCAAAAAUUCGUUUAUUGAAGUUUUGGCACAAAUUCCUCAAAGAAUAUUAUGGAAAUAUGAAGGUGAAUUAGAAAACAAACCAAAAAACGUGAUGAUGAAAAAGUGGCUUCCCCAACGAGAUAUUCUUAUGCAUCCUAACGUAAAAUUAUUCAUCAGUCAUGGUGGAAUAUCUGGAUUAUAUGAAGCCGUGGAUGCUGGUGUACCAGUUCUUGGGUUUCCAUUAUUUGGUGAUCAACACAGAAAUAUAGAUAAUUUAGUCAAUGCCGGGAUGGCAAUCUCCAUGGACUUAUUUUCUGUAUCUAAAGAAGCAUUAUUAAACCAUGUUGUAGAACUUGUCAACAAUAAAAAGUAUACGACAAAUGCAAAAACUACUUCAAACAUAUUCAAAGAUCGACCGAUGACACCAGCACAAUCAGUUGUGUACUGGACUGAGUACGUUCUUCGUCACAAUGGUGCAACACAUUUAAAAUCUCACUCACUUAAUCUAACGUGGUAUCAAUAUUAUUUAUUGGAUGUUAUUUCUUUUGCAAUAUUUUUAAUUGUUGUUGUUUUUUUUGCUGUCUAUAAAAUGUUAAAAUAUAUUUAUAAAUACACUUCAAUAUUUCAUCAGAAUGUGAAAGCAAAGACAGAAUAGGCAAUAAACUGAUAACUAAUAAGUGAUUUGUGAUAUUACAAAGUAUUUUUAACAAA